GGCGUGGCGUGGCGAGCAGCUGGCGCCCGGCGGCCCGAGGCAGCAACCUCGGAACGCAGCGACGGCCACAAGAAAUCGAGCCGCCGCCGCCGCAGCCAGGGAGGACGGAUAGAUAGAUUAUUAUUCAGCUCAGGAGAUGGGACGGGGAAAAAGCGCGCGCGGAAAAGGGUCCGGCGGGGGAAAAAUCCCGUCCGACGUGGCGCCCCGGCCGCUGCCCUUUUUCUCGCCCCCACUCGCUGGCCUUCCGGUCUCCAUUUCGUGCCUACCGCCUCCUCAUCUCCUCUCGUCUCGUCUCCUCUCCCCACCCCUGCUUCCGCCCUCCGCCCCCUGCGAGAUCGGCAGCUCUUGGAAGGGUGUUCAGGUGUCGGUGGUGUGGCCUUGGCGCACGCUCUCGCCUUCUGCUGCUGCUUCGCUGGCGCUCAGGGUGAAGAGCCGGUGAGCCGAGUUUCCGUCAGAUUCGGUGGUUGUGCUGAUUCAGAAAUCCGGCGAUGGCUCGUUUUCAGGAAAUCAAGGUGAGGAACGACCAAAGGCCUGCUGCUGAUCGCGUCGACCAUGGAGACUUCAUCGACCAUCUUCUGAAGAAAACUCUGAAUUCCGGUGCGACGGACGACUUGCCAGAAGGAGCGCGAGCCCCUAAGGCACGCAAGCCAUACACGAUAUCCAAGCAGCGGGAGAAAUGGACAGAGGACGAGCACAAGCUAUUCUUGGAAGCCCUUCAGCAACAUGGCCGUGCCUGGCGUCAUAUACAAGAGCACAUAGGCAGCAAGACUGCCGUGCAAAUCAGGAGCCACGCUCAGAAGUUCUUCUCCAAGGUCAUCCGAGAAUCAUCUGGGGAUAGCAACAGCAUAGCUGCUCCACCACAAAUUCAUAUUCCUCCGCCACGGCCAAAGAGGAAGCCAGCGCACCCAUACCCGCGCAAGCUGGGUAAUUCACUCUGCAAGGAUGCCUCUACAAUCAAACAGCUUGAGAAGCCCCAGUUGAAGAUACAGUUGCUGUGUGAGCAGGAGAAUUGCUCUCCAAAAUCUGUGUUGACCACAGCACAGAUAGGCUCCGAGACCAUGGCAACUGAAGGUAGUGGAUCACCAGCUUCCUCGGUUUACAUGGAGGAGAAAUGCCUCACACCAAGCACAUCUGUUGGGGAAGUAGCACUUUCCAAGGAUUCCACCACUUCCAAUGGUGCGGCAUGUGGAAUACCUGAAGGUCCAGUUCUUAGGCUAUUUGGCAAGAGGGUUGUGGUAAAUAAUUUGCAUCAGCAGCCAAACUCCAAUACUGGAAACCUACAACAUGCAGCAGACAUGGAACUGGACGCUUCAGCUGAGACACCAACUAGUGGAACUGGAAAGUUCUCUUCCCAUGGUGCAGAAGAAGCGAAGACAUGGAGCCCGUGGCUGACUGGUACACAGCAGUUUAUAUACUAUCUUCCUCAAGGGGAGGUUCUUUCUGUGCAUUCUGCUUGCCAAUUUCUCAGCUACAGUAAUGGAAGCAUAUCUUAUGGAGUGUUGAGUCCACAGACAGUUGCCUCAAAUAAGCAGCAACACCAGCCAUCUCAAGCUGCAGACUGCAAGUUCACAAGGGCAGAAGGAUCGUGGGCAGAAUCGAUCACAACCUCCUGCAGUGUGCCUGAAACAACAACACAGAAUUCAGAUUCUAUAGAAUCUACUCAAGUAAACAACGACGAUGACGAUGAAGUGAUACCUGUUCCAGGUUCAAGAAAAUGUUUAAGCACAGUUCCAACCUACCUUCGAGGUUUUGUGCCAUACAAGAAGUGCACAGCACAAAGCAAGAUGCUGCAGUCACAGGCUCCUGGCGAGGAGGCAGAUGGAGAUAUGACAAGGCUGUGCCUGUAAAUUUUUCAUAUGACUAGUACAGUACCGUAGUACUGAUGUUUUGCAGGAAGACCGUUCUGCUCUUGCUUAUGAGAGGCAGAUUGAAACAGGUGAAGUAGCCUUCCACAAAUGGAGGUGACUAUGGUCCUCUCUGCCCAUGUAUAGUUCAAGACUGAUGUUUCCAUUUUCCUCUUUGCGUGUUUGUACCCCCACAAUGGUGGAGGUUCAGAGGUCAACGGUUUACAGUUUUGAUGCAGUUAGUAAUGUAAUAGGUAUAGGAGACGGUAUUGUAUGGCGUACGAGUGUAAAUUACUAAUGCUGUUUGUGGAACAAUGACAUUAUGGCAUGGCAGCUAAAACAACUGAAUGUUGCUGAGGUUU
This is a messenger RNA of Panicum hallii, 2206 nucleotides long. RefSeq lists its product as uncharacterized. Bases 489 to 1847 code for a protein of 452 amino acids. The record is from RefSeq and is a predicted model, not a curated record. The transcript is spliced from 6 exons. NCBI's taxonomy places the organism in Eukaryota, Viridiplantae, Streptophyta, Magnoliopsida, Poales, Poaceae. Gene Ontology annotation, molecular function: DNA binding.